Messenger RNA from Solanum lycopersicum (tomato), 1239 nucleotides. The record is from RefSeq and is a predicted model, not a curated record. NCBI's taxonomy places the organism in Eukaryota, Viridiplantae, Streptophyta, Magnoliopsida, Solanales, Solanaceae.
UUGACAGUGUGAAUAGUAAUUCCGUCCAGAUUAUUUGGAUAUUGUUUUGAGUAUUGUCCAAUUAGCUUAGAGAUUUCUUACCUCAUAUUAUUGUUUAUUUAUACAGGUCCUUAGUGGUUUAUGAUGCCCGACAUCAUUAGCAAUCUUCCCCAUAAUGUAAUCGACGUCAUUCUGAUACGUAUGCCUUGCAAAGAUGCUGUGAGGACAAGUGUUUUAUCAAAGAAAUGGAGGUAUCACUGGUGUAGACGUACGGAGUUGACCCUUGAUGAGUCUCUAUGGAAUAGAGAGGAUUUAAACCCUACAGUUAGAUUUAGGGAGAUCAUCAACCAGAUCUUGACCCUUCACGAAGGGCCCAUUACUAAGUUUACCCUCGACAUCGUUCAUCUAAAAAGGUCUCCUGAAAUUGACAACUUCAUAUUAUUCCUGAGGAAUCACAUUCAACAUCUUGUUCUGCACCUUCCAUUGGGAAUUCAAUACACAGUGCCAUCUACCCUUUUCACAUGUUCGCAACUGAGGCAUCUAAAUCUUCAUUUUUGUUCAAUUUCUCAUCCAUCGGCCUUUGAAGGAUUUGAUAAGUUAAUCAGCCUGGAACUAUGUGGAGUCUCAACUUCUUCUGAAUUGCUGGAAAGUUUGAUAUCUCAUUGCCCCUUGCUUGAGAAAUUGGAGAUGUCUAUUUUAGAAGAUUUAGACAUGAUUGAAAUUAAUGCUCCUAUGCUAAAAUUGUUCAGUUUCUCAGGCGAUAUAAGUUCUAUUUGCCUAAAGAAUGUCCCUCGUCUAGUUGAAGCAUCUCUGAUAGGUGACAUUGAGCAGACAGAGAGUCUUGAUUUUGCAAAGAUUUUCGAGUCUUGUUCUGCUCUCGAGCAACUCAGCUUGAACUUCUUAAAUUCGGAGGUAAAUGUUUCUCCCUGUCUUUAUUGUUAUACACUUCAAUGGAUUGAAUAUCUUUUGGGCUGACUUAAUCUUGAAUUUAUGUAAUUUUUUCUUAGUUCGUUGCUGAAGAAGGAUAUAGAGUACCAAGAAGACUUCCAGUUAACCUUAACAAUGUCAGGCGAUUUGACGUGCCUGACAUUUUGCUUGUGGAAUCAUAUAAACUAUCGUAUAUCAUGUGCUUACUAAGAAGCUUCCCGAAUCUUGAAUAUCUUGAACUGCAGGUUUGUAGUGCUUUGAUAUUUUUUUAAUUUUAUUUAGUGGUUCUUUGUUGUGCUUCUUUUAUCUUUAAUAAUCUGAUAGUUGUUUUCU